AUGAAACUGAAAGGUCACUUGAAAAGCAACAAAAAGAACAAUAUAGAAGACCACAUGAAAGACCAUGUGAAAGGCCUCCCAGAAACACUUGAAUCAACAUCAAUUCUUCUCACAGACAGAACAGAGAACCUUCCGAGAUAUAUUAAUACUGUAGAUCAGCCUGUCGAAGAUGAUUUUCUAUUAAAAAAUGAUAAUAUUGAGGAAAUAGUUGCUAAAUUACCAGAUGAAAGUUCAUAUGUGCUAGAAACAGCUCAUACCACAAUAACAUAUCUACAACUAAUUGAUGAACCUGCUGCUACAGAAGAAAUACUUAAUAAUAAGGAGAUUAUUUUUAUAGUUCAAGCUGAUAAAAAUGAAGAAUUAGUCAAAUGA
This is a messenger RNA of Cetraspora pellucida, 372 nucleotides long. The record is from the annotation of a GenBank genome assembly. Lineage: Eukaryota; Fungi; Glomeromycota; Glomeromycetes; Diversisporales; Gigasporaceae.